CAGCUCUUAUCCAUUGUACAGUGCACAGGAAAGGUGGGAGGUAACUGGUAAAGCAUUGACUCCACAUAUUUGCCACCUUAUUAGGUGAGAGAGGGAUAUAUUAAAGAAGGGAGAGAAGACAUAUUAAGUGCUGCUAGCCUGAUAUUUCUUGUGCAAGCAGUUGUACUAUUUGAACAAAGGGGUUGUGGUAGGUAGGAGAGCAUAUAAAUUUUUAUAGUUGGCUGCAAUGCAUAUAGCAGCCCUUGUUUGGGCUUAUGAAAAAAUGCUUCUUAGCAAAUAGUUUACUUAAAAAUAGUUUAACAGCAGAGUGCUUACUCUUUUUCUAGGCUAUAUGUUACUGAUUUCUGCCAGAAAUACAGCGCUGGACUAAACCACUGCUCUACAUUUUGUCAUAUUUAAAUAUGGAUAGGGAACAAAAGAAACCUUUGUAUUUGUCAGUAGUAAGAAAAGUACUCUGCAGGACAAAUUGCUGUUUUGUAGCUGACCUGAACACACAAUUCAAGAUCUCUUCUUUGCCACUGUGUAACUUAAGUAGUGAUUUUUAAUGAAGAAAUUGUUUAGCCUUUGCAUUAUUGCUUUGCGAUACUUUUUUAACUGGAGAUUUUUUCAUUUAUCAUCUCAUUAAAAUGGUUGUGGCUCUGUUCUAAAAGUUUGAAUUGAAGGUUAUAUUUAAAAAAGAAAGAGUGAAGCCUCCAAAGACAACUGUAAUGUCAUAUAAAAGCUUUAAAGCCCUCCAAAAACUGAAGUCUGUUAAGAAACAAUGGUAUUUUUAGCAAUGGCAGGGUAUUGCACUUGACUUCUAGACCCUGUUCUGCUGCUGGCCAUGAACUCCAGUUGUCACUGGCAAGUGAUGCUGCUGCAGAUGGUGCCUGCUCUAAGUUUUGGUAGUACCUGUCUUGCAAGCCCUGUGUUUCUCAGCUGCCUCCUUUGCGUGCAGUAAUGUUACUGAAUACUAACAAUCAGCAGUGCCUAAUUAGCUCCAUUUGCUUUGAAGUAAGGUCCUUGUUAGCUUUGACUGACACUCUUACUUGUGACUCUCUCAAGCUCUGUUUUUAAAAAUGUUUGCACACAGUCAUUUCUUUUAAGUGACUUAUUCUUACCAUGUUUAAAUACUAAUCUGUGGUUUUGGAUUAUGGGGUUUCUUUUCUUCCUUAAACCAUGUGCCAUGGUUGCCCCUGACAUUGAACUGAUCUCUGAAAAUAUGUUGGUUGCUAAAGGGUUUAUUGAUGCAUGUCUGUUAGCCAGGAAGCUUAUAACCUUCUAUACUCUCUGCAGGGAGUUGCUUUCUAAACAGGUGAGGGUCUCUUUGGGCUUCUGGGCUUUAUAUGUGUUAAUUAACACAUACCAGUGCAGCUGGGAUAUUGUAGAAUAAUAGGGGGGAUUAUGUAUAUAGUCUUACCUUUUAUUUUGAAGGCACUUUAAAUUACAUGUCCAUCCUUAUUAAAUUAUCAGAUAUGAAUAUAGAAGUAAGUGCCUUUCCUCUGAACUUGAGACAUUUGUAAUGUGCUGAUUUUGCAUUAAAUAAUUGUAUAUUGCUGCUUAUUGUGUAUCAGUUUAUGAUGGCCAACCUACGUUAUGCUGUUGUGUCAUACCUCUCCUGGAAAUAAAACUAUCUCUUGGAUAAGAGAAAAACCUUAUAGCAGUAAGAAUUAUUCUGAAAAACAAAUAAUAUACUAUUUGGAUAAAUGUUUCUUUAAAUUUUCCCCAGUAAACACAGUGGAGGACUGUUUGAAAAAUGGAUAGAAAGCAUUGCAAAAUAAUUAUUAUACUACAAAGAAUUAAUAUUCAUAAUAGUUUUCAUAAAAAUCUACAAGUUGCAAAACUUAGAAGGUGUAUAAGUUCUUACCUAUAUGUAUGCUCUUUACUCAUUUCCAACUGCAUAUUUUUUUUACAAGACAUUCUGAACAUUAAGUUUUAUUAGUGGAAUAAGAAAUUGGAAGACCCUUCAAUCUUAAGCCAGAAACUCUAGCAAGCAGGACCAUUAUGAAAGCAAAAGCAGCUUUAUUUUUAUGCCUGCAUAAUUUUGAAGUUAUCUCUAAAUGUCCUGGAGUUUUCAUGGCUCAUUCUUGCAAUGUUUCUAGAGAUAAUGAAUUUAAAUUUUGUAUAUCUAAACAGGUUGAUAUUGCCUGUUUUACCAAAACAGGGAUUCCUAGACUGUAAUGAUUAUUUUGUCCUGGAGUCUUUUUUUUUUUUUUUUUAUUUCAGAAUAAUCAUUUAUACCAUUUUUUGCCACUUCAGUAUUAAUAAUAGUAAUAAUAUUAACUUAUGAAGCAAAAGCUAGAAUGUUCUUUUUUUUUUCCUUUUAAAUCUUUUUUUUUUUUUUUUUGGCAAAAAUUCUUGGCUGCUACAGAAAAUACACAGCAGUUUAGAGAGCUCUGAAAAUAUUGGUCCAGUGUUGGGGCUUUUAGGACUUUCAAUAUACCCUUGGGGCACUAGGAUCUUAGCCUAUGAAAACUGUUUCAAAAGAGAUUUGUCAUGGCUUCCAGUAUAUAUGCUGUGAAGAAAGGCACCUCUAGUCCUCUGGUGCCAUAGCAAAUAACCUGGAUGUCUUAAACUCCUUUUACACAGGACAAUCCGUGUAGCAGGCUGCUCUUAGGUUGUGUAGCUUGCUCUUUAACAACCCACCAGACAGCAAUCCAACAAAAAAAAAUUGAAAAAAAAAAAAUCCUUAUUCAUUAAGCUCAGUAUAUUCCUAAAUUUCCUGUUUUCCUAAUCAGCUGUAUGUUUAUCUUAUUUGCCAAGUUGUACCAUUUCUAAGAUGUGGAGAUUAACUUUCAUUGCAGAUACUCAGGAUCUUUAGUUCCUCAGAAAAAAAAAAAAAAAAACAAGGAGAAAUCUUAAGGUAGAAUCUUCACUUGAAAUCAUUGAAGAAUAGGAGCCAUUUCUUGUAUUUUGCUUUUGAAUAAAAACAGAAUUCUAAAAAGAGAAGGGUUUAAUGCUCUUGCAAUAUGCGGUUUACCAUCCUUUUCCAGGUACUUAUGAGAGCCUUAAGAGAUUUCAAUUUGCCUAAAAUAGUGACACAUGGUAUUCCAAUUUUCAUGGACCUGAUCAGUGACCUGUUUCCAGCUCUGGAUGUUCUGAGAAAGAAGAACCUACAAUUUGAGCAGAUGGUUAAACAAUCUACCCUGGAGCUUUACUUGCAGCCUGAAGAGAGCUUUAUUCUCAAAGAAUUCAUUCUGGAGGAAGUACUGGCAGUGUGUUGCUCUGUGUGUGUUGUUGGAAAUGCAGGGACUAGAAAGAAUGAGAUGCUGAAAGUUCUUCAUCACACAUACAUGAACAUGAAAGAAAAACCUGUGCAGAAUGACCAACCAAAAGUUCCAUCAACUGAUGAACUGUUUGGUUUGAUACACCAUGCAACCCAAGAAUAGAAAGAUGGUCUCCUGUUAUCUCUUCUAAGAGAGCAAACUAAUAUUAACCAUGAGGGGCCUAAAUGAUGAGUUUUAUAUAGGUGUAUAGAUCCUAUGUGGACUGAGUCACACAACACUAUGGAUGAUAACAAGGUUCUGACCUUUACAAUCAAUGAAUAUGUCCCUGUGACUCUGUCAGUGUGGCUGCUAUUUGAGGUAUACCUUUGAAGAACUGCAACCCCAGCUACAGUAGUAUCCAGAGCUGGUAUUCUUCAUCUGAACACUCAGGACCUGGGGUGGGCCCCGUAUGUUGCCAGCUGGUUAGAAACAGGGAGAUACCAAUCUGAAAAGGCUUUGAUUAAUGUGUGCUCUUAUUUAGAGGAACUCAUAACAAGAUUUAAAACUGUUCCUCCUAUUCUUGAGAAUAGUUCAUUGCAAACAUUCUGUUCUCUGCUGGACUGUUUGCUGACUCCUGAAAAUGUGCCAGUGGAUUGCCUUGAAACGGUCCAUGAGAUGCAUUCUCUCUUUGCUUGUAUUUGGGGGUUGGUGGGGCAUUUUCUCAAAAUCAGGUGCUGGAUCAGUCAUAUCCUAGAAGCACCUAGGGGUUAUGCAUUUCAUGGAGUAGGUGGUAUUGGGAAACAAGGCUUGUUGAGGCUGGCAGCAUACAUCUGUUCUGUGGAGGUUUUCCAAAUCACACCACAAGAACACUAUGGGAUCCCAUACCUGAGGGUAGAUCUUGACAGUUUGUACAUCAAGACGGGUGCCAAGAACAUGCCCACAGUGUUUUUGCUGACAGAUGCCCAGGUUUCAGAUGAACGCUUUCUUGUGCUGAUUGAUGACUUUCUGGCAUCAGGUGAUUAGACCAACACAUUUCUUGAAAGGUCUUUUCCAAUGACAAAUGAUCUGUGGUUUGAUUGAACUUUAAAGAGAGUUAGAAAAGAAGUCCAAGCUCUGGGCCUGAUGGACACCAGAGAAUGCUGCCAGAGGUGGUUCUUGAGCCAAGUGAGGCUGCAGUUAAAAGUUAUAUUCUGUUUCUCUCCCACCAGUGCCACGCUCAGAAAGAUUGCUCGGAAGUUCCCAGCCGUAGUUAACUGCACCACAAUUGACUGGUUUCAUGAGUGCCAGCAGGAGGCUCCACAGACUGACUCCACUGUCAGCAGGAGGUUCAUUGAGGAAGCUGAGGGGGUCAAAAUACAGCGUUUCAAGCUCAUCAGUCUUCUAAGAAAGCAACAGAUCAUUGAAAUAUCAGUUUGGUUGAUUGCUAAGACAGGGUUUCAGACUGAGAAAGUGAGCCUAGAAAGAGCCAUUGCAGACACUAAGGAGCAAAAGGUUAAUCUUACAGAAGUGAAAGCCUUCACCAACCUACCAAUGGCUGUAAUUGGUGUUACUGCUGCAGUAACAGUUUUACAGCCAUAUAAAGGGAAAAUGCCCAAAGACCAAAGCUGGAAAGCCACAAAAGUCUUUAUGGGAAAGGUAAUGAUCAGAUUGACGGAUUGCAACUUCUUACAAGAUUUAAUCAACUGUGGUAAGGAGCAUAUUCCUCUGAAUUGUCUGAAAGUCAAGGAACAUUACUUGAAGGAUCCAGAUUUCAACCCAAAUCAUGUUCAUACGAAAUCCUUUGCAGCAGCUGGUCUCUGUGCCUGGGUCUUCUUGUCUGAUAUACUGAUAUUGUAUGUCUUUUUCAAGGUGUAUUUUGUGCUAGAACCAAAAUAUUCUGCAUUGGCCCAAGCAAAUGCUGGGUUAGCAGCAGCUACAGAAAAACUGAAAAUCACCAGGAAAAAGCUUCUUGUUCUGAAUAUCAAUAUGAAUAUGCAUAAGCUCACGUCUUCACUUGAGAAAGUUUCAGAGAAAGUCCAAUGUCAAGAUGAUGUGAAACAAACCACCAGAACUAUUGAACUGGCCAACAGAUUGGUCAAGGGAUUUGAAUCUAAAAACAUACAUUGGACCCAGUCUGUUGAAACUCUCAAAGGACAAAACAAACCUUUACGUAGUGACAGCUUAUUAACAGCAGCAUUUGUGUUUGCGUCUUUCACAAAACAGUAUCGCCAAGAACUGAUUGAACAUUUCUGGAUUCCUUUUCUAAAGUCACGAAAGGUUUCUGUUCCUGUGAUGAAGGGUCUGGACACAAUUGUCAUGUUGAUGGAUGAUGCUAUGAUUGCGGCAUUAAAUAACAAGUGGCUGUCCAGUGAUAGGAUGUGAGCAGAAAACGUCACUAUUCUAACAAGCUGUGAGUACUGCCCUCUGAUGAUAGAUCCCGAGCAACAGGGAAUUAAAUGGAUAAAGAAUAAAUAUGGAGCUGACCUUAAUGUUGUACGUCGAGGACAGGAAGGUUUUCUGAAGACCAUUGAAAGAAUUUUGGCUUGUGGAGAGACUGUACUAAUCAAAAACAUGUGUGAAACUAUUGAUCCCAUACUUGCUGGAAGACAUACAGUUAAAAAGGGAAAAUAUAUGAAGAUUGAAAGCAAAGAAUAUGAAUUCUACAAGAAUUUUUAUCUCAUCCUUCACACUAAACUGGCUAACCCUCUCUACAAGCCAGAACUGCAGACUUAGACCAUCCUCAUUAAUUUUACUGUCACCAGGGAAGGGCUAGAAGACCAGCUGUUGACUGAGACUGUCAAUGUUGAAAAGCCAGACUUAGAAAAAUGUAAGUCCACCCUGGCCAAGCAGCAGAAUAGUUUCAAGACUGAGCUCGGGUCACUGGAGGAUGGCAUGCUACUCAGCCUGUCAGCUUCGCAGGGCAGCUUCUUAGACAACAGUGAACUUGCGGAGAAACUCAAAUCAACAAAGUCAAUUGCAGCAGAAAUAUAUUCCAUAUUUCUGAAAGCUGAAGCCAAAGAAAAUGAAGCUCAGAUUAAUGUGACAAGAGAGCACUACAGACCAACAGCUGUAAUAGUGUCCAUUCUUUAUGUUGUUAGGAGCACCCUGGGCAGCUCGAACCCCAUCUACCAGUUUUCACUGAGGGCCUUCAAUGCAAUCUCCCAAAUUAUGCAGGCUGAAAAAUCAGGGGAUAUUCAGUGUCAUAUGUCUAACCUGACAGAAGCUGUCACAUAUUCAGCCUUUAUUUUCACAAGCCAAGGACGUUUUGGAAAGGAUCAGUUCAGUUCCUUGGCCCAAACACCUUUUCAGAUUCUUCUAAGAAUUAAAGAGAUAGAACUUGAAUUGGAUUUCCUUCUUUGAUUCAGAGUUGAACACACCUGCAAGAGUCCUGUUGACUUCUUAACUACUCAGUCGUGGAGUGCCAUUAAGUCUAUGGCAGUGAUGGAUGUAUUAGGGGAAUAGAUAGAUACUGAAAGAUCCACCAAGAGGUGAAAGAAGUGGGUAGACUCACAAUGUCCAGAAAAUGAAAAGCUUCCCCAAGAAUGGAUAAACAAAAGCUUUCUUCAGAAACUAAUUUUACUGAGGGCACUCCACCUGGACAGAAUGUCAUAUGCACUUAGGAACUCUAGGGGGGAAAAGCUUGGCUCAAGAUACGUGGAAAGCACAAGGAUGUGUUUCGCAGCAUCCGAUGAAGAGAGUAGUCCAGCCAUUCCUAUCUUACUCAUUUUGUCUCCAGGAGCAGACCCACUUGAAGAUAUUGAAUCACUAAACAAAAAACUUGAGUUCGCUGUAGACUCUGGAAGAUUUAACGUCUCUCUAGGACAAGGCCAGCAGAUGGUUGCAGAGGAGGCAACUAGGAAGGCUGCCCGACAUGACCAUUGA
Molecule: messenger RNA, 7046 nt
Organism: Pezoporus occidentalis (night parrot)
Lineage: Eukaryota; Metazoa; Chordata; Aves; Psittaciformes; Psittacidae
Gene: DNAH11
Product: dynein axonemal heavy chain 11
Biological process (GO): microtubule-based movement
Cellular component (GO): dynein complex
Molecular function (GO): dynein light intermediate chain binding; minus-end-directed microtubule motor activity; ATP binding
Source: RefSeq, a predicted model, not a curated record